Molecule: messenger RNA, 2472 nt
Organism: Helobdella robusta
Lineage: Eukaryota; Metazoa; Annelida; Clitellata; Rhynchobdellida; Glossiphoniidae
Exons: 9
Coding region: 80-1264 (394 amino acids)
Biological process (GO): Arp2/3 complex-mediated actin nucleation
Cellular component (GO): actin cortical patch; Arp2/3 protein complex
Molecular function (GO): actin filament binding
Source: RefSeq, a predicted model, not a curated record
UGAACUAUUGUUUUGGAGGUGGGUGAUCACUUGAAAUAAAAUUUAAUUUUUGUUAGUUAAUGUCCUCAAUUUCGCCGCAAUGGACAGCAAAGGACGACAAGUAGUUGUUUGCGAUAACGGAACCGGGUUUGUAAAAUGCGGAUUUGGUGGCACUAACUUUCCAACUCACAUCUUCCCAUCUCUGGUUGGCAGGCCAAUACUCAGGUCCAAAGCUAAAAUAGGAAACAUCGUCGUUAAAGAUUUAAUGAUUGGAGAUGAGGCCAGUGAGCUUAGAUCGAUGUUAGAAGUUUCCUACCCAAUGGAAAAUGGGAUUGUGAGAAACUGGGAUGACAUGAUAGCCCUCUACAAAUACACAUUCGGCCCUGACAAACUGAACAUCGACCCAACCAACUGUAAGAUCUUGCUGACAGAACCUCCCAUGAAUCCGCUGAAAAAUAGGGAAAAAAUGGCAGAGGUGAUGUUCGAGCAGUUUAACUUUCAAGCGAUAUACAUAGCCAUCCAGGCAGUUUUAACUUUGUAUGCGCAAGGCCUACUGACCGGUGUGGUAGUUGAUUCGGGAGAUGGAGUGACCCACAUAUGUCCAGUCUAUGAUGGCUAUGCCCUCCCACACCUCACCAAACGAUUGGAUAUUGCUGGCCGUGAUAUCACUCGAUACUUGAUCAAGCUGCUGUUACUCAGAGGUUAUGCCUUCAACCAUUCUGCGGACUUCGAGACUGUUCGCAUAAUGAAAGAGAAGUUGUGUUAUGUGGGCUACGACAUCGAAUUGGAGCAAAAACUGGCUCUGGAGACAACCGUGCUCGUCGAGCAGUACACCUUACCAGAUGGCAGGGUGAUAAAGGUUGGAGGGGAGAGAUUUGAAGCCCCUGAGGCACUGUUCCAGCCGCACCUCAUCAACGUUGAGGGCGUUGGCAUUGCUGAACUCCUGUUCAACACUAUACAAGCAGCCGACAUAGACACGAGACCAGACUUCUACAAACACAUCGUGCUGUCCGGCGGCUCGACCAUGUACCCCGGUCUGCCAAGUAGAUUGGAGAGGGAGAUGAAACAGCUAUACUUGGAGAGGGUCCUCAAGGGAGAUACUGAAAGAUUAACGAAAUUCAAAAUCCGGAUCGAGGACCCACCACGCAGGAAGCACAUGGUCUUCAUGGGUGGAGCAGUCCUGGCGAAGAUCAUGAAGGACAAGGAGGACUUCUGGAUGACCAGGCAGGAAUACCAGGAGCAGGGAGUCAGAGUCCUGAGCAAGUUAUCUCCUAGCAGUCGUUAAAGAUUCAAACUUUCAUACAUAUAUACCCUGUGUGUAUGUAUGUGUGCACACCUUUGUAUGUAUGUGUAUAUGUGUGUAUAUUUAUGCGUGUGUGUGUGUGUACGCGCGUAUGUCUCUGUAUACAUACUUUCCUGUUUGUAUCUUAUCUGUGUAGGUAUGUACACAUGCACGUGUGUAUAGGUGUAUGAUUGUAUUUGCACGCUUGUACCAGUAUGUAUGUAUAAGCGCGCGCGUCUGCGUGUAUGUGUGUGGUGAUGUGUGUACGUGCGCGUGUGUGUAUUGGGAUUAGGCUGCAUGCUGAAAAUUUGAUAAUUUGGAUUUUGUUAAAUUAUACAUUUUUGAAUUUUUUCAGUUUCUAACGACAUAUGAUAAUAUUCGGUGAUGGUGGUUAUAGAAUGGUGGUGAUGGUUUUGAUGGUGAUGGAAGUGGUGAUGAUGACGACGAUGAUGUUGAUGAUGAUGACGAUGAUGAUCAUAGGGAUUAGGUUGUUAUUACAUUCUCAUGCAAGCUUAUUAUUAACUCUAAGCCAAUAGAUACAUACCUACACACAUACGUACGCAUACACACACACACACAUACACACUUAUAAAUACAUGCAAACAUUUUGUCUUUAUUACUAUUAUUGUUAUUAUUUAUUAUUGAAAAUUUAAUUUGUAAAUUAUUUACGAAGCGUUUUGUUAUCUCAUAUACAUAUAUAUUCCUACAAUAAGACGUUUGGGUUUAUCAGUUUAAAUUUGAAAAGUUUUUCAAUUUAAAAUGAUAUUAAGAAUAAUAAUAAUAAUUAAAAUAAUAAUAAGAAUAAUAGGAAUAAUAUGUGAUAAAAUAAAUAUUAAUGAUAGAAAUUUGAGAUGUUUUUAUUAGUUUUUUUUAAAAUUCCUGGGUUCAGCCACUUGUAUUUAUUACUAAAAAAAUCAUUUUUAUAGUUAAAUCAUAUAUCUAUAUAAGUUAUUUGUUUAUAUAAAUAAAUAACUUAUUAUUAAAAAUGAAUUGUUUUUAUGUAAUAAGGAUUUUUCAACUGAAUCUGUAACAGUUAAAUGUUGACUGAAUGACGAUGAUAGUUAAGUUAACACUAUAAUAAUAAUAAUAAUAAUAAUAAUAUGGAUGUGACCUUGACAUUGAAUUGAAUGUAACCUUGACAUUCCCCGUUUUACUAUUUCGCUGCUCUUUUCUCGUAAUUAUUAAGUAAUAAAUUAGGUCUCCUCUAAGAA